AUGAUAAAAUCUCCCGGACCUUCAAGACCGCCCGGACAAUACGUCCCCGCAAAAAACACACAAUUCAACCUCAUCGACAAUGAAUAUGACAAAAACACCUACGCCCAAUGCAACUACACAUCCUAUCGAACUCUAAUGCGAUGCAAGCAAAUUCGACCGAAAGAGGAACUUGUGAGGAAUUCCGGAAAAUGUGAGGAACAUGAUAAACACGCGGAAAUGUUGAGGAAUAAUCGGAAUAAAGAGGAACUGCGGAUUCGCGCGGAAUGCGAUAAUUUGAAUGGAAAACGUAGGAAGUUUCAUUCAAUUAUUGUUAGCAAUGAUUAUGUUAGUGAUGAGGAAGACUAUCUUCAAUCUUGCUCAAGUUUACCCAAUGAAUUGCCCGAUAAAGCAUAUGAUAAUACAAUUGACUCAGAUCCAAUGAGACAUGCGGAAAUAUUCACAGAAAAGGAUAUUCUACGCUUAAAAAUCAAAUAUCUCAAGCAAGACAUUGAUGAUCUCAAUCAAUUUUACGAGAUGCUCGAGGCCGAAGCGGCAAAAACCUCGGAUAAACUAAAUGACAGCUCUUCUCGACCAGUUGUGCUAGAUGUUCCACAAAUUCGAGCGCUGGAAUCGAUUCAGGAAAUUGGGCGGAAAGAUUAUCCGAGAGCUGGAUUGGAUCGAUAUCGGGGACCGCGGGAAGUCUGCAGAUAUGGGAGAAGUGAUCUAGAUCUUCCUGAUUCUAUCGUCAUUCCUCAAAUUCUUGAAAACCUUUUGGAUAAAACUUGCGGGAAGGUUUUGAAAAAACCUAUUGAACCAUGUAGAGCUGAAGCAUUGGCAAGAAUUGGUUAUUGUAAAGAUCGUGAGUUUCUUUCUAGAAAUAGAUAGACUAGACUCUAGUUUAAUUAUCAAAACUUUCAGAUAUUUUCCACGAUAAGGCCAAUAAAUUAUUCACGCAUUGUACAAUUUGCGGACAUUUGGCGGUGGCUACAGAUGAUCCAACUUGCCCAUUUCAUAUGAGUAUGUUACGAUUUUGCUUAAUGCGCUGAUCAAAAUGCUGUGAAAAUCGGUUCGGGGAGAGCCAAGAAAUUGUUUUUUUGAGGUUGAAGAAUUACUAUUUCAAAUUUUUUUCAAAACCAAAAUUUCACAGGGAUUACGAACUUUGAUUAUAGUUUUCAAUGAAAAAUAUCUAUAGUCGAGAUCAUAUUUUCAAAUUUUUCACGCAAUUGAUUUGAAAUCUUGGAUUUUAAUCGUAUUUGUAGGAUAGAGAGGCCUAAGACAAUUCGAAUGAUAUGAAUUUUGAUUACUUUACGUUAUCCUUAAGUGAUUUAACGCUAAAUCACCUAAGGACAACGUAAAGUAAUCAAAAAUUAUGUAAUCAAAAAAUUAAAAAAUAUUAACGUAGUCAAAAAAUUAAAAAAUAUUAACGCUAAAUCACCUAAGGACAACGUAAAGUAAUCAAAAAUUAUAUCAUUCGAAUUGUCUUAGGCUUCUCUAUCCUAUAAUUACGAUUAAAAGCCAAGAUUUCAAAUAACUUGCGUGAAAAAUUUGAAAAUAUGAUUUCGACUAUAGAUAUUUUUAAUUGAAAACUAUUAUCAAAGUUCGGAAUCCCUGCGAAUUUUUGGUUUUGAAAAAAUUUGAAACAGUAAUUUUUUAACCUCAAAAAAACCCUUUUUCUUGGCUUUCCCUGAACCGAUUUUCACAGCAUUUUGAUCAGCGCAUUGCUCAUGUUACAAAUGGAAAAAUUCCAGAAAAAAUCGUUGGAUAUCGCUGCUUGGACCCGCAAUACAAUACUCGAAAAGGCGAAGAAGAUGUGCGAACUCCUGGACACGAUUUGUAUUUUGAACAAAAUCAUCAAAGAGGCUCGCAAAUGACGCCGAUUAAACAUGUGAUUAUUGAUGAUGAGGAUGAGGAUGAUAUGCGAUUGGGCAAUUUGGGACAUAUUGAAACGGUGAGAAAUAUUUGAAAUCUGAAGUUUUGGCGCCAAAAAUAUACCAUUUUUCUUCAAAAAACAUGAUUUUUCAUGUAUUUUUUGCCAAAAUUCACUAAAUUUGACACCAAAAACCCCUCUCCUCCCACAAAAACCACAUUUUUCCAGAUGCCUUCCCCGCUGGCUUCACUCGGAAUGGGUUUCGGUCCAGCACCGCGUGGCAUUCGCACAAUCAUCGCUCCCCCCUACAUCCAAUCAUCCGGUCCAACUCCGGCUCAGCGAGCCGCGCAACUUCGCCUCCAACAACAACGCGACGAGGUUUCGCAGGCGGAAUUGGCGCGAGCUCGCGAGGAGCAAGAGGAGAAGACGAGCAAGUGCGCGAGAGCACGACCUUUGCAUCCCGACUAUUUUAAUAAGGAGGAUAAUGUUGCGUUGGCGACGGCGCAGAGUGAGUUAGCGGAAGUCCUAAAAAUGCAGGAGACAGUGCCAUUGGGAAUCCAUCCGCGUGGCCGCUGCGUGGAAGCUUGCGGUCUACACUCGCUACGCUCGAAAACAAAAAAGAAAUGGGCCGAACCGGGGAUUGAACCCGGGACCUCUCGCACCCAAAGCGAGAAUCAUACCACUAGACCAUUCGGCCACGUUUUAAACAAGCUUAAUUUCCCCGAAAUAAUCUUAUCUUUCAAAUUUUCCAUAAGAGAUAAGAGAUCUCCAUCAAUUUUUUGGGGAAAAUUGGAAAGAUAAGAUUAUUACGGGGAAAUUAAGCUUGAUUAAAACGUGGCCGAAUGGUCUAGUGGUAUGAUUCUCGCUUUGGGUGCGAGAGGUCCCGGGUUCAAUCCCCGGUUCGGCCCAUUUCUUUUUGCUGGCGGGAUUUUGAAUUAUUGAAGAAAAAAUUCACUGUUUCAAAUUGUUUUAAAAAUUUUUGCGCUUGGAAAAAACUUGGAUUGGAGAACUGGUUUGAGUGAAAAUCCAAAAAAAAAUAUUUUUUGAGGUUAAAAAGUUACUGUUUCAAAUUUUGUUUUCUUUUGAAAGCCAAAAAUUCGCAGGGAUUCUGACUUUGAUAAUAGUUUUCAAUUAAAAAUAAAUAUAGUCGAGAUCAUAUUUUCAAAUUUUUCACGCAAGUUAUUUGAAAUUUUGGCUUUUAAUCGUAAUUAUAGGAUAGAGAAGCCUAAGACAAUGAAAAUGAUAUAAUUUUUGAUUACUUCACGUUAUCCUCAAGUGAUUUAACGCUAAAUCACAUAGGGAUGACAUAAAGUACUCAAUAAUUAAAUCAUUCGAAUUGUCUUAGGCUGAUCUAUCCUAUAAAUACGAUUAAAAUCCAAAAUUUCAAAUCAGUCGACUAUAGAUAUUUUUAAUUGAACACUAUUAUCGGAAAUACAACAAAAUAUUGAAUCCCUGCGAAAUUUUGAUUUUGAAAAGAAAACAAAAUUUGAAACAGUAAAUUUUUAAACCCAAAAUAUAUUUUUUUUUGGAAAUUCCUUCUGAAACCGGUGAAGUUAUCAAGUUUUUUUUCGAAAACAAAACUUUUCGAAAAAUCUUGAAACAGUGAAUUUUUGAGCAUUUGAGCCUAGAAAAAAAGGUUGCGGAAAGUCGCGAGUGUAAACCGCAAGCUUCCGCGUAAGCGGCACUAUCUUCCGCUUUAGCGGCCACGCGGUUUACUAUGACUUGGGGAGGGGGAGGGAAUCCUGCAGGUUUCAGUUCACCGCGUGGCUGCUGCGCGGAAUUUUCCGGUUUACACUCGCUACGCUCGAAAAUUAAUAAAUUUUGAAACCAAAAAUCGAAAAAACCUCCACGAAAAUAACAUUUUCAUUUUUUUUUUCGCAAAUGAGUUGAAAUAUUGGGUUCUAAUGUUAUUCUUAUGGUAGAAUGGGCUAAGACGAACAGAAUUAUAUAAAUUUUGAUGACGUUACCUUAUCCAUAAGUGAUUUAGCGACUCUUGAACGAAAAAUUCGACUAAAAGUCGCUAAAUCACUUAUGGAUAAGGUAAACUCAUCAAAAUUUCUAUCAUUCUGUUCGUCUUAGACCAUUCUAUCAUAUGAAUAACAUUAGAACCCAAUAUUUCAAUUCACUUGCUUAAAAAACCUGAAAAUGUCAUUUAGUCGAUGUCCAACUAUAAUUCAAAUUUUCAACCCAAAAAUCUUGCAGCUCCCACGAACACCGUCAAAAACAUCAAACACACCAACAUGCUCCUCCAUCAUCCAAGUGCCCCAACACCUCGACUUAUCCCAUCUUCAACUCAUCUUCACACAUUCCCCCCGCCUCCACAAAAUCCACAACAACAACGCGCUCAUUAUAUGUCAACACUUCAACAUCCAACUAUGCCAACCCAGAAGCAUUAUACUACAAAGUAUCCGCUUCCUCGAAGAGCUCCGGGAGUUACCGGAACUCCAGUCGCUAUCCCACUUGAUGCUCAGAUAAAUGUGCAUGAUGAUGAUCCAAGUUUGCCACAUUAUACGAGAUUGGAGAAGAAUGUGCCACGUGGCGUGCCGUAUGUUAAGCAUGGAACAUCGUUCAGAAAAUCGGAAGAUGCUUCCGCUUCCGCUUCCGCAUCGCAACUCCAUCCCAAACCGCUUCCGAUAAUAAAAACACCCGCCACCCACCAGCCAAAAGCAAUUGCGCCCCAUCGAGAAAUCGCAAAGACUAUGGCGAAUUUGGCAUCUAGCAGCUAUCCGCGACCACUUUUGCCGCCUCCGCCGCCGGCACCGCGGCCACCGAAAUUCCAUGCCGGAAUGUUUGAGAAUACGAAAGAUGCGCCGAUGGUUGUACCAGCUGGAGCCGAUCCGAAAAUGGAUGUGAAAAGCUAUUUGGCAUUGCGGAUUGGUGGGUGAUUUUUGGGAGGGGAAGAUUUUGAGAGAAAAAAUAUUGAAGAAAAAUUCACUGUUUCAAAAUUUGAAUAUCAAAAUUACUGAUUUUUUGAAAAUGUUCUGUUUUGAAAGUACAGUUCUGGUCAAAAUUUUAAUAAUUUCAUUAAAACUUGAUUUUUUUUUUUGCUUCAAAGUUUACACAUGAAAAUGGAAGAUUUUUUGAAAAUUGAUGAAAUUGAAAGAUUUUUUGAAAACAGUUUCAGAUAUGCUUAGAGAAAAAUUUCAUUGUUUCAAAAAAUUUGAAUAUAAGUUUUCAAAUGUCAAAAUUUAAUAUUAAAGUGUGAAAAAUAUCAUUAAAAAAUUUACUGUUUCAAAUUUUAAUAUCAACAUUUACGAUUUUUGGACUUGGUUUGGCUAUAUUUUCUUCACAAAAAACCUAAAUUUUUUUCCAUAAAAAUUUACUGCUUCAAAAUUGUUAUAUUAAAAUUGCAGAAUUUUUGAAAUUAGUCCGUUAUUGAUUGAAAUCUUAUGAAAAACUAUCAAAGAAAAUUUUAGAUCAGAAAGUUUUGCUUUUAAAAAUCUUGUUUUUUUUUCAUUAAAAAUUCACUGUUUCAAGAAAUUUAAAUACAAGUUUUGAAAUGUUGAAAUUCAAUGACAAACAAAAUUCUGAAAAAAAACUUUCAAAGAAAACACGGCCUUUCAGAAAUAGGGAAAAUUGCAAGUUGAGAGAGACGCAGAGAGAGAAAAAACCACCUUCAAAUGGAAAUACGAAACACCAAUUCCAUUUGCAGUUCGACUCCUCGUUUCGAGACCAAGCGCGGGAAACAUGUUUUUCAAAUAUUUUCAAAUUCAAAAACGCUUCCCGCGCUUGGUUUCGAAACGAUAGAUCAAAUCAUUUGUGAAUUUCGUGAUUUGGAUUUCUUUUUGAAGAAGUUUUCUCGUUUUCUUUGUGUCUUUCUCGAUUUACCCUGUAAAAGGCCGUGAAAAUUUACACCACUUCAAACCUGAUUUCUUCCAUAAAAAUUCACUGUUUCAAGAAAUUUAAAUAUAAGUUUUGAAAUGUUCGAAUUUAAUGACGAACUCUAUACAAGUUUUCAAAUGUCAAAAUUUAAUAUAUGAAAAAUAUCAUCAAAAGUAUGAAAAAUAUCAUCAAAAAAUUUAACUGUUUCAAAAUUUGUAUAUUACCAUUUUUGAUUUUUGGACUUGGUUCGGCUAUAUCAUUUUCUUUCACAAAUAAAAACCUAAAUUUUUUUCCAUAAAAUUUCACUGUUUCAAAAUUGUUAUAUCAAAAGUGCAGAAUUUUUGGAAACAGUUUGAGAUAUGCUUACAUUGUUAGAGAAAAAUUUUACUGUUUCAAAAAAAAUUUGAAUAUAAGUUUUCAAAUGUCAAAAUUUAAUAUGAAAGUGUGAUAAAUAUCAUCAAAAAAUUUCACUGUUUCAAUAUUUUUAUAUCAAAAUUUACGAUUUUUGGACUUGCUUCGGCUUUAUUAUUUUCUUUCACAAAAAAACCCAAUUUUUUCCAUAAAAUUUCACUGUUUCAAAAUUGUUAUAUUAAAAUUGCAGAAUUUUUGAAAACAUUUUGAGAUACACUUAUAGAGAAAAAUUUUACUGUUUCAAAAAAAUUUGAAUAUAAAUUUUCAAAUGUCAAAAGUUAAUGUCAGAAUGUAAAAUACCUCAUCAAAAAAAUUCACUUUUUCAAAAUUGUUAUUGCUGCGUCCAAUGCAAAAAGUCGCGUGAAAAAAACGCGUAAAAACGCGCGACAAAUGUGUCCAAUUUGUUGAAACGCGUCUCUCUAUUUUUGAAAGAAACAUACAGUAAGACAACGAGAUAUCGAGCGAAAAACACAUGUUCCUUUGAAAUUUACUACGGUAUAUGCAAACACGGCGACGAAAUAUUGCACAUACCGUAGUAAAUUUUGAAGGAACAUGUGUUUUUCGCUCGAUAUCUCGUUGUCUUACUGUAUGUUUCUUUCAAGAAUAGAGAGACGCGUUUCCAACAAAUUGGACACAUUUGUCGCGCGUUUUUACGCGUUUUUUUCACGCGACGUUUUGCAUUGGACGCAGCAUAUAUCAAAAUUGGAGAAUUUUUGAAAGUAGUCCGUUAUUGAUUCAAAUUUUAUGAAAAACUAUCAUAGAAAUAUUCAGAUCAGAAAGUUUUGCUUUUAAAAAUCUUGAUGUUUUUCAUUUAAAAAAUUCACUGUUUCAAGAAAUUUAAAUACAAGUUUUGAAAUGUCAAAAUAUAAAAAAUAUCAUCAAAAAUUUAACUGUUUCAAAAUUUGUAUAUCACCAUUUUUGAUUUUUGGACUUGGUUCUACUAUCAUAUCACAAAAAAACCUAAAUUUUUUUCCCAUAAAAGUUCACUGUUUCAAUAUUGUUAUAUCAAAAUGGCAGAAUUUUUGGAUAAAGUUCAAGAUAUGCUUAGAGAAAAAUUUCACUGUUUCAAGAGAUCUAAAUAUAAGUUUUCAUAUGUCAAAAGUUAAUGUCAGAAUGUGAAAUACUUCAUCAAACAAGUUCACUGUUUCAAAAUUUCAAUAUCAAAAUUUACGAUUUUUGGACUUGGUUUGACUAGCUCACUCAUAUUCUUUCACAAAAAACCUAAAUUUUUUUCCAUAAGAAUUCACUGCUUCAAAAUUGUUAUAUCAAAAUUGCAGAAAUUUUGAAAUUAGUCCGUUAUUGAUUCAAAUCUUAUGAAAAACUAUCAAAGAAAAUUUUAGAUCAGAAAGUUUUGCUUUUAAAAAUUUUGUUUUUUUUUCAUUAAAAAUUCACUGUUUCAAAAUUUGUAUAUCAAAAUUCACGAUUUUUGGACUUGGUUUGGCUAUAUUUUCUUCACAAAAAACCUACAUUUUUUCCAUAAAAAUUCACUGCUUCAAAAUUUUUAUAUCGAAAUUGCAGAAUUUUUGAAAAAUUGUUUGGCAUAUUUUACUUUUAAAAUCCACUGUUUCAAAAAAUUUAAAUAUAAGUUUUCAAAUGUCAAUGUGUAAGAACGUCAUCAAAAAAAUUCACUGUUUCAAAGUUCAUACAUGAAAUUGGAAGAUUUUUUGAAAAUAGUACGUCUAUGAUAGUUUCUCCCAAAAUUUCACCGUUUCAAGAAAGUUAAAUAUAAGUUUUGAAAUGUUCGAAUUUAAUGACGAACUCUAUACAAGUUUUCAAAUGUCAAAAUUUAAUAUUAAAGUGUGAAAAAUAUCAUCAACAAAAAUUCACUGUUUCAAAAAUUAUACAUCAAAUAGUAAGAUGUUUGGAAAAUUGUUCAAGACAUGUUUUUUUUGCAUAAAGCUUUACUUGAAAACAUUUCUCAAAAAUAUCAUAAAAAUUUACUGUUUCAAAAUUCAUUUAUAAAAAUACAGAUUUUUUGAAAAUUGUUCGUCACAUUUCUUUUCCAAGAUUCACUGUUUCAAAAAAUUUAAAACAUAGUUUUGUUCAAAAUUCUAACAAUUUCAUUGAAAAAAUGGUCAAACAUAAUUUUCUUUUCCCAAAAUUCACUGUUUCAAAAUUUGUAUAGCAAAAUAACACAGUUUUCGAAAAUAGUUCGAUUGUGCUGCCAAAAAAUCAAAAAAAAAUGAACGACGUGAAUUUUUGAUUUUUCGACGUCCCAUAAUAAAAUCUUCAAGAAAAUUUGAGAUCAGAAAGUUUUCUUUGCAAAAAACCUUGAUUUCAUAAAAGUUCACUGUUUCAAGAAAUUUAUAUAUAAGUUUUAAAGUGAUAAAAUUUGAUACCAUGAAUAUCGCUGUUUCAGCCAAAAAAUUUCCACCUAAAAACUUGUUUUUCCAGGCGGUCCUAAAGACAUCGAAGAUCGUGUAAAUGCCAUAUCCCAAGCUCAAAAAACCGGUGAAUCCGCCGAAAAAGUGUUGGCAAAAACGCCAACAAUUGUGCAGAAAAUCGGAAUAACAUCACCACAAAUAAUCAGAAGCCCUGUAAAAACUCGAAUCAAUGAAUCGCCGCUUGGAAGACCGCCAAGACUUGUGACAACUCCGGCACCUUCCGCAAGUUCGCCGAUUAAACGCGUUGCCGCUCCCAUUCCGCAACCAUUGCCCAAAGGAUCGCCUGUCAAAAAUUUGGGAGCUAUUAUGAAGCGGAAAAUUACGCUGACACCGAGUGCGGAAGAACCGGAAGCGAAGAAGGCGGCGCGGCCAUCGAGAGCUGCGGCAAUUGCAGCAAAUCAGGCUAUGAAUACGAAAAAGGUGGGGGAAAAUGGGGGGAUUUUUGAGAAAUUUAAAGUAGUUGCCUGAUAUUUGCUGAAUAUACCAACAAAAAAACGAAUAUUUCAAAAGUUAUAAGAAUUUUUUGAAACAGUGAAUAAUUUUUGCACUGAAAUUUGAAAUUUUUCAGAAAAUCAAUGAAAUUUUCUCAAUUUUUAGGAUUUUUUCGAAACAGUGAAUAAUUUCUAGUGAUAAAAAUUGAGAAUUUUGCACUGAAAUUUGAAAUUUUUAAGAAAAAUAAUGAAAUUUUCUCGAUUUUUGCAGUGAAAUUUUAAUUUAGAAAUUUUAAAAGAAUUACUAUCUCGAAAAAAUCUUCAAAAAAUUAUAGGAAUUUUUUGAAACAGUGCAUAAUUUCUAGUGACAGAAAUUUCAAUUUUUCAGAAAAUCAAUGAAAUUUACUCAAUUCUUGUGUGAUUUACCAACGCACAUAAAAUUAAUUUUUCAGAAAUUCUUCAAAAAAUUAUAGGAAUUUUUUGAAACAGUGAAAUAUUUUUUAAUGACAAAUUUAUAAUUUUCACUGUUUCAGACUUUUUUUUCAUCACAAAAAAUUUCACUGUUUCAAAAAAUCCCUAUAAUUUUCAAAAAUAUUCUUGAAAUAUUCGUCAUCCUCAAUCUCCAGAGAAAAUCAUAUUUAAAAAUUUUUUUUCGAACUUCUAUAUUUCCAGCCUCCAACCACACCAACAACUCCAUCAUCAGCAACACCUUCGAAAUCCACAUCCUCAAAACUUCCAUCAACACCUUCUCAACCAUCCACGUCUUCUAUUUCAAGUUCAACUUCUGCACCUCAACCAUCUCCACUUCCACCUUCAACUUCUACCACAAAUUCCACAUCAUUCCUGGAUCCAUUGAGUGUUUUGGCGGCAGUUUCGGAAAUUGAACGAGAAAAAGAGGAGAAGGAUCGAGAGAGCAAAUCGAGUAGUAUUUCGCCGAAAUCGACGCAUUCAAAGGAAAAAGGUGGGGGUUUUUGAGGGAGGGAUUUUGAUGAAAAAUGAGCUGAAAUUGAGAAAAUUCAGGAAAAAUUGACCCAAAAUUAAGAAAUUUUGAGGAAAAUUGACCUAGAAAUCACAGAAAUAUCAAUUUUUGUUCUUGAAAAAAAUUCACUGUUUCAAAAAAUUGUCAAAAAUAUUGUUGUAUGUUUGAAAAUUAAUCGACCAAUAAUUAAGAAAAUUUGAGGAAAAUUGACCUAGAAGUCACAGAAACAUUAAUUUUUACUGGAUUUUUGUAUUGAAAAAAAUUCACUGUUUCAAAAUUCUGAGGAAUAUUAUUUUUUGUUUCCUCAUUGAUUGGUACUCAGAAAAUAAUUGAAAUUGACCUGAAAUUGAGAAAAUUCAAUGAAAAUUGACCUAUAAAUCACAGAAACAUCAAUUUUCAUUGAAUUGUUGUUUUUGUAAAAAUUCACUGUUUCAAAAAAUUGUCAAAAUUUUGAAGAAUGUGAUUUUUUGCUUUCUCUACCAUAGACGAUCGGAAAAUAAUUUACAUUCAAUAGAAUUUUCACUGGAUUGUUGAUAAUUCAUGACAACUAGACCAUUUUUGUUUUGAAAAAACUUCACUGUUUCAAAAAAUUGUCAAAAAUAUUGUUGUAUGUUUGAAAUUUAAUCGCCCAAUAAUUGAGAAAAUUAAUGAAAAAUUGACCCAAAAAUCACAGAAAAAUAGGGUUGGAAAAAAAUACACGGAUACACGCGCUCGAUACACGGUACACGAAUACACGCUUUUUUAUAAAUUGCUUGUAUCCGUGUACGCAAAUACACUGUUUUUCCAACCCUACAGAAAAAUAAAUUUUCAUUGGAUUUUUGUAUUGAAAAAAAUUCACUGUUUCAAAAAAUUGUCAAAAAUUUUGAGGAAUGUGAUUUUUUGGUUGAGCGUUUGGAAAAUAUAUCAAUUUCAAGCUGAGAUUUUUCAUAGAAAUUCGACCUAGAAAUCACAAAAAAAAUUAAUUUUCACCGGAUUUUUGUUUUUGAAAAAAUCCACUGUUCCAACUGAAUUUUCACUGUUUUUUUUUUUGAAAAAAAAAUAUUACUGUUUCAAAAUAUUAUAAUUAUUUCAAGAUUUUUGAAGUUUUCAUUAAUUUCGUAUUUUCACAAAAUCACAAAUAAAUAAAUUUUUAAAUUUAUUCUAGGCACAAUUUUCUCGAAAAAUCUACUGUUUCAAAAAAUUGUCAACAUUUUGGAAAUGAAUUUUUGUUGAUACAUCGCUCGAUAUUUCGAAAAUAAUUUAAUUUUAACUGAAUUUUCACUGAAUUCUGUUUUUUUUUCGAAUAAAAAAUCCACUGUUUCAAAAAAUUAUAAUCAGUUUGGGAUGUUUUUGAAAAUUUCAAUAGUGUAUAGUGACCGAAUUCACAAAAGUGGUAUACCAAAAGUUUGGGAUUUGUCCAACAAUUUUUGGUACGCCAAUUUUUUUAAAUUUUGGUAUACCACUUUUGUGAAUUCGACCCCAGAAAUUUCAAUUUUCAAAAAUUUACUGUUUCAAAAAAUUGUCAAAAAUUUGAAGAAUAAUUCCUCAGGAAUAUAAUUUUUUUGUUUUUUGAACAAUAAAAAUCCGCUGUUUCAAAAAAUUAUUAUCAACUUGAUAUAUUUUGAAAUUUUCAAUUGAACAUCUGAUUCACACCUGACGAGAGAGUGUCACAAAAUUUUUGUGCAGCGUGAAAAUUUUUGCAAAAAAAAAUUAGGCAGCGUGAAAUUUUGAAUUUUUGAAAAUUUUCAUCAAAAUCGGCUGAAAAUCAAUGAAAACUACACUUUUUCGUGAAAAAAAGUACAGUGUGACCUUUGAAUUUUUUUGUACAGUGUCCAUUCUGGACACGUCUCGUCAGGUGUGAUCUGAUUGCUCUUUUAAAAAAUUCAUUUCAACUAAGUUUUCAUCGGAACUCGAGAAUUCUGGGAAAAUUGACCUAAAAAUCACAAUUUUUGUAUUGGAAAAAAUCCACUGUUUCAAAUAAUUGUCAACAUUUUAGAUGAUUUCGAAUUUUCAAUAGCAAAAAAAUGGCCCCCAAAAAUCUACGUUUCAAAAAAUUGUUAAAUUUCUAGAAAAUCAUUCAUUUUUAAUUCCAACAUUUUUAAUUCUCUCUCUUUCUCAAAAUCAAAAAUUACUGAAAAAUCGGAAUUAAAUUUGAAAAAAAUCCACUGUUUCCAAAAAUUGUCAAAAAUUUUCUAGAAAAAUACAAUUUUUGUUAAAGACCCUCAAUUUACCCUCCGAAAUCGCCCUAAAUACCAAAGUUUCCGCUAAAAAUUGACCUGAAAUUAAAUUUUCAUCAAAUUUUCUUCCAGCUCCUCGUCGAUCUUCCCGCGGACAAAAAUCGAAUGAACCUGAAGCCAAAAAAUAA
Messenger RNA from Caenorhabditis angaria, 12217 nucleotides. The record is from the annotation of a GenBank genome assembly. Lineage: Eukaryota; Metazoa; Nematoda; Chromadorea; Rhabditida; Rhabditidae.